AUGGAUUCUUCGAAUUCGUAUCUCUCUAAUACAAUCCCAAUUGUUUCCACUUUUACAUCCCCUUUUGAGAACUCCCCUCGAGCCGACGGUUCAAAUUCCUCAGUCCGAAAGCCUCUUAGCUUGUGGCCUGGAAUGUAUCAUUCACCUGUGACAAAUGCUUUGUGGGAAGCGAGGGCUAAAAUCUUUGAAAGACUUCUUGACCCAUCAAUUGAUCAUCCUCCACAAAACGAAUUGCUCACGAAAACUCCCUCACAAAGCCGGACUACGAUUCUUUAUAACUUUUCGACUGAUUAUAUACUGAGAGAACAGUAUAGAGAUCCGUGGCAUGAGGUUAGAAUUGGGAAAUUGCUUGAAGAUCUCGAUGCUCUUGCUGGUACCAUUUCAGUCAAGCACUGCUCUAAUGAUGACAGCAUGCCGAGGCAGCUCUUGCUUGUCACUGCUUCUGUUGACAAGAUGGUGCUGAAGAAGCCAAUCAGUGUUGACGUUGAUCUGAAAAUUACCGGUGCUGUUAUAUGGGUUGGGCGGUCCUCAAUUGAAAUUCAACUGGAGGUUACUCAGUUUACAAAUGGUAUGUUUUCUAGAAGUGAUAGUAACACUUCUGUAUCAUUGGUGUUAUUUAAAGAAGAACAAAAGGUCUCAUGUUUGGCUUAG
Molecule: messenger RNA, 651 nt
Organism: Ilex paraguariensis (yerba mate)
Lineage: Eukaryota; Viridiplantae; Streptophyta; Magnoliopsida; Aquifoliales; Aquifoliaceae
Source: the annotation of a GenBank genome assembly